AUGAAGGCUCGAAAGCGUCCAAGACCAGCUUUCCAAGGCCAUACUAUAUGCGAGGUAUCUACUGAAACACCACAAAAACAGCUCUCCAUUCGAUCUUUCUUUGGCCAAAAGCAGGUCAGCAACAUACAAGUCACACCAAGAACGCCGCUUCCUUGUUCCAGGCCACUCGAAACACCUCCUACUGCCGAAGUCACAGUCCAGGACACUCCCCCAUCAUCAGAUGAGUCACCAGUGAAGGAUAUCAAUGUCACUAGUAACAACACCAAUACGAUUAGGAACAAAAACGACAAUAAAAACAAAAAGCGUCGGUUAGCACAAGUCUUUAUCGAUUGCGGACAAAAGAACUUUGGUCAAGUCGUCUGUCCACAAUGUGGGACUCUCUACGUUCCUGGAAUAGCUGAAGAUGAAAAAAUGCACAAGCAAGUCUGUGAACAAAUAUCACAAGGGGUCGCUUGGGGUUCUACUGCCAACUGCAAGAUAAUAAAUCGAAAUUCUCAUGCCAAGUCUUCGAUUGUUCAAAUCCGACCAUCCGAGAUCACGAAGCACAGAUCAAGACUAGAAAAAAUCUUGCGCAUUGUCGAAAAAGACUUGGGAAUGCACGCAAAUUCAUCCAAUGUUAUGAUUACUACAAACGGGGGCACCAUCUUCUUGUACCUGCAAGACCAAAAAGUUGUGGGGUACUUGGCGGUAAAUUCGAUUUCUACUGCCUAUCGAAUGUUGAAUUUGUACGAGCGGGACACCAAACCAAUGUCCUGUAUGCUGGGAGUUGCAGUCUUGUGGACCCACCCUCGUGCCCGAAAGCAAGGCAUUGCCAUUAAACUAGUAGAUGCAGCGAGGGAGAAUGCUGUCUUUGGAAUCGUUGUUGCAAAAUCAAAAUUGGCAUUUUCCAGUCCGACCGAAGCGGGAUGGAGGUUUGCCAAGAAUUAUUGCGGGAAUGACGAACCACUAUUCUAUGAGUUUUAG
This is a messenger RNA of Cylindrotheca closterium, 963 nucleotides long. The record is from the annotation of a GenBank genome assembly. Lineage: Eukaryota; Bacillariophyta; Bacillariophyceae; Bacillariales; Bacillariaceae.